UACCAUCCUCCUAUCCUAUCCACCUUGUCAAAACAAACUCAACACACACACUAAAGCUCAUAUGAUGCACACAGUUAGUUCUCUGAUUCCCAUUUACGUGGGGUUUCUUGUUUGGGCUACCUCCACCACCCUUAUUGCCUCUCAGACCAUUGUCAAAUCUUUACCAGGCUAUCCUGGUCCCCUUCCUUUCAAACUAGAAACUGGGUACAUCGGAGUAGGAGAAGAUGAAGCUGUACAACUGUUUUACUAUUUUGUGGAAUCAGAAGGGAACCCAGAUGAAGAUCCACUCAUUAUUUGGCUUGCCGGAGGACCUGGUUGUGGCACUCUUCGUGCCUUCUUUUAUGAAAUCGGUCCGAUGCAGAUUCGGUAUGGGAAUUAUAUGGAUAACGUCCCAGCUUUACAAUUGGACCCUAAUUCUUGGACGAAGGUGGCAAAUGUGAUAUAUUUGGAUGCACCUACGUUAACCGGAUAUUCAUACACAAAAAAUUCCGAAGCCAUUGUUUCUAGCGAUACAUCAUCAGCAGAACAAACUGCAGAAUUUCUAAGAAAGUUUGUUAAAAACCAUCCAAGGUUUUUAAAGAAUCCUAUGUAUGUUACUGGAAUUUCGUAUUCGGGGAUUAUUAUUCCGAUCAUUACCGAGGAAUUGUAUAAAGGUAAUGAAGAAGGACUAGAGCCAAUUGUAAACAUCCAAGGAUACAUGGGGGGAAAUCCACUGACGGAUAAAACUGGUGAUAUAAACUCUAGGUUUGAAUAUGCUUAUCGUGUGGCACUCAUAUCUCGAGAAUUGUACGAGGAAACACAAAACGAUUGUCAAGGAGAUUAUGCAGAAGCCAAUUCAAACAAAUUGCUAUGCAUGUCACGUAUUGAUGAAGUUAACAAACGUGUUGGACACAUCAACAUUCAACAAAUUCUGGAUCCAGAUUGCGAUCCAGCGACCAAUUUGGUUAGAAGUGGUAAUCCGAUUAUAAGCGGAAAUCGAAAAUCUCUACGGGCAACCAAUCCAAUUAAAAUGCUUCCAGCACUAUCUUUGCACAAGGAUACUUUUUGUCGAGAUGACUAUUAUAACUAUGCAACACUCUGGGCCAACGAUGAAAACGUUAUGGAAGCACUUAACGUACGCAAGGUAUAUAUACUAACCAACAAUCAAAUGAGGAGAAACAGAAUGUUGU
Cynara cardunculus var. scolymus (artichoke) is the source of this 1169-nucleotide messenger RNA. Its product is annotated as serine carboxypeptidase-like 18. The annotation marks the transcript as partial. NCBI's taxonomy places the organism in Eukaryota, Viridiplantae, Streptophyta, Magnoliopsida, Asterales, Asteraceae. Gene Ontology annotation, molecular function: serine-type carboxypeptidase activity; acyltransferase activity, transferring groups other than amino-acyl groups. Gene Ontology annotation, biological process: secondary metabolic process; proteolysis. The transcript is spliced from 10 exons. The record is from RefSeq and is a predicted model, not a curated record.